This is a messenger RNA of Cygnus atratus (black swan), 1422 nucleotides long. It is a transcript of the gene RAB42, whose product is annotated as RAB42, member RAS oncogene family. The record is from RefSeq and is a predicted model, not a curated record. Lineage: Eukaryota; Metazoa; Chordata; Aves; Anseriformes; Anatidae. Gene Ontology annotation, molecular function: GTP binding; GTPase activity.
AUGGAUCUCUUCUCCCCCAGCCCAGCUGCCGGGACGGGGACGGCAGCGGGUCCCCCCCACGGCCCCGACGCGGGGGGCCACUACCAGUUCCGUGUCAUCGUGCUGGGGGACGCGGCCGUGGGGAAGUCGUCGCUGCUGCGCUGCUACGCGGAGGGGCCGGGGGGGGCCGUGCCCUGCCCCACCGUCGGCGUGGAUUUCUACAGCCGCACCGUCCCGCUGCCGCCCGCCGGCAAGGCCAAGCUGCAGCUGUGGGACACGGCCGGCCAGGAGAGGUUCAGGUCCAUCACCAGGUCCUUCUACCGGAGCGCCGCGGGCGUGCUGCUGGUCUUCGACCUCACCAACCGGGCGUCCUUCGAGCGCGUCCCCGAGUGGUACCGCGAGGCCGCCGGCGACCGCGCCACCGCCUUCGUCCUGGUGGGCCACAAGAGCGACCUGGCGGCCGAGCGAGCCGUGUCGGCCGAGGAGGCCGGGCGCCUGGCGGCCUCCCUGGGCAUGGCCUUCGUGGAGACCUCGGCCCGCAGCAACCUCAACGUGGAGCUGGCCUUCGAGACGCUGGCGGUGGGCAUCCUGCGGGCGCUGGGCCGCGGGGCCCUCGCCCCCCCCCAGGGCUGCGGCGCCGUCAGGCUCAUCCCCAGCCCCAGCCGCCCCCGGCCCCCGGCGCGGGGCGAGCCCCAGGGGCGCUGCCACGGGAGGAGCGGCAGCACCCUGCCCGAGCACGCAGCGGGCGCGGGGGCGGUGGGUGCCGGCGGGUCGCAGCGGUGCCGCCGAGCGCCCAUGGAGCCGCGGUGGCACUACCAGUUCCGGGUGAUCAUGCUGGGGGACUCCACGGUGGGCAAAUCCUCGCUGCUGCGGCGCUACACCGAGGGCGUCUUCCUGGACGCCGUCAACCAGACGGUGGGGGUGGAUUUCUACGUUCAGUUCGUGGAGCUGGAGCCGGGGCUCCGCGUCAAGCUGCAGUUCUGGGACACUGCCGGGCAGGAGCGGUUCAGGUCCGUGACUCGCUCCUAUUACCGCAACUCGGCGGGGGGGAUGCUGCUCUUCGACCUCACCAACCGCGCCUCCUUCGAGAGCGUCCGGCGGUGGCACCGCGAGGUGACGGACACGGUGCAGCCCUUCCGCGUCGUCUUCCUGCUGGUGGGCCACAAGAGCGACCUGGCGGCCGAGCGCAGGGUGGGCAGGAGGGAGGCCGAGCGGCUGGCGGCCUCGCUGGGCGCCCAGUACGUCGAGACCUCGGCCAAGGACGCCAGCAACGUGGCCCAGGCCUUCCAGAUGCUGACGCUGGCCAUCUACCGGGCGCUGCAGAGCGGGCUGCUCGCCCCCUGCGAGGCGUGGGACGGGGUGAAGAGCAGCGGCCCGCUGCCCGCGCCGCUCCUGGCUCACGCGGCGGGGAAGGAGGAGAAGAGGAAGAAGUGCUCGUGCUAG